AUGUCCAUCAUUCCUAACGAACAAACGCGCUGGGUCCUUGCUAACAGGCCUUUGGCUGAGCUCACGGACAGCACUUUCAGAAAAGAGACAGUUCCUGUCCCUCACAGCUUGGCGGACGAUGAGGUCCUGAUUCGCGUCGAUAUAGUGUCGCUCGAGGCUGGCAUGCGUGGGUGGAUCGAAGAUCGCUCAUUCGGGGUCGGUGAAGUGGUUAAGGGUGGGAAGACUUUUGCAAUUGGGGACGUUGUCCAUGGUUUUCUUGGCUGGCAAGAGUAUGCUGUCCUUAAGGAGUCUGCGGUUCAAAAAGUGAACAUUCCCCUUGGAGGAAAUCCAAUCGAUGAAUUUGGAGCGACGGGCUUGAAUGCCUUAACGGCGUACAUCGGCAUCACCACGGUGGGUCGGCUGAAGCCAGGAGAAACUUUGGUUGUUUCUGGAGCAGCUGGGGCGACGGGAUCAUUGGCUGCGGCUAUCGGUAAAAUUAAGGGUGCUGGUAAAGUAGUCGGGAUCGCCGGCGGGCCCGAAAAGGUGAAAUUCCUGAAGGAAGAGAUCGGUGUGGACCUUGCAUAUGACUACAAGUCAGCCGACUGGAAGGAAAAGUUCGUCGAGGAAGUUGGCCUUGUCGACGUCUUUUUCGACAACGUUGGAGGCGAAAUGUUGGACUUCAUCCUCCCCCAAAUCCGCCGGCUUGCAAGGAUCGUCCUGUGUGGUUCUGUUUCUGCAUACAAUACCGCUGAACCAUAUGGCCUUAAGAAUUAUCCCAAAUUAACGACGCAUGGCGGUAUCAUGCAAGGCUUCGUUUGCCUCAGUUUCGACUACGCGUCAGAGUUCCCGGCCGCAAAGGCGGAGCUGGCUCAAUGGGCCGCCGAAGGCAAGUUUCCACGAAAAUUCCACAUUGUAGAUGGAGGUGUCGAUGUGUUGCCCAAAGCACUUGGCGAUUUAUUCAGUGGCGCCAACACCGGUAAAACGUGA
Messenger RNA from Cantharellus anzutake, 966 nucleotides. Its product is annotated as alcohol dehydrogenase. The transcript is spliced from 9 exons. NCBI's taxonomy places the organism in Eukaryota, Fungi, Basidiomycota, Agaricomycetes, Cantharellales, Hydnaceae. Gene Ontology annotation, molecular function: oxidoreductase activity, acting on the CH-CH group of donors, NAD or NADP as acceptor. The record is from RefSeq and is a predicted model, not a curated record. Bases 1 to 966 code for a protein of 321 amino acids.